Staurois parvus is the source of this 316-nucleotide messenger RNA. NCBI's taxonomy places the organism in Eukaryota, Metazoa, Chordata, Amphibia, Anura, Ranidae. The record is from the annotation of a GenBank genome assembly.
AUGUAUGUGAAAUGGUUUGAUACAGGAAUGUUUUACUAUGUGAUUUUAGUGAAUUUAGUGAAUGUCACUUUUUGUCAUUUUCAAAUUUCCCGCCAGUUCCGUCCCCGUACGUCCCGACUUCACAAAGAACGGAACCUGGAAGACAGAUGCUAGCAUCCGCCGGCAGACAUUGCCAGGGACACUGCAGGAGGGACAUCGUGGGAGCGCAGGACAAGGUAAGAGAAGAACAGAUCCCGGAGCAGCGCUGCAUAGCAAGCCCGAGUGUAGCUUGGGGUUACCGCUUGUGCUACACUCGGGAAUACCGCCAGGGAGGUUA